GUGAGAUGGCAUGAAAAUGAAAUGGCUGUCUUGCUAUAUGAUAUCGCUGAGAAACAAUGUAAAGAAAUGCCGCAUAAAUCCACAGGCAUUAUUGAUGAUAUUCGUCCGAUUCCAAAUGCCAAAGUUUUGAUCUAUUAUAAAGAUAACAAAUGGACUUUGUGGGACACAGAAAAAAACAAUUAUACUUCUAUGAAAGACAAUGAUUAUGUUCUGAAAGUUUCCGAAAAACUUAGAAAAAAAAAGUUUUUUGUUUUUAGACAAAGAAACAUUAGUAUUUGAAACUUCCUCCGAAAAACACUUAACAUAUUUAAGUUUUUAUUGUCAACCAGAGGAUGGCCCAGAAGUAUACUAUGACGCUGAUAGUGCAGGUGAACAGGGUAUUGACAGUAUGAUUUUGUUGUCUGAUGGUUCCAUUAUGUAUGCAACAGAUGCAACGACAUCAGGAAUUCAUGUUGUUACACGCGAUAGAAAAUGUGUCUACACAGAGAGUGAAAAAAUAACUAAAGACAAAAAAAUUGAUUCCUUAAAAGAGUUAAGUGAUGGCUCGGUUGCUGUUGAAUAUUGCGAUGCUAGUGGACGUUCGCCAUAUAUUUUUAUUCUUAAACCGGGAAUUGAUGUAACAAGAAAUAUUGAUUAUCAAAUCGAGUGUAUUAAAUUGGAGCUUCGACAUAAUCCAGCUGAUCUAGAAUUGCAUUCUAAAUUAGCAAAGCUUUAUAUCGAAAAAAAUCAAAGCAAUAGAGAACUAUAUCAACUUUAUUUAUCCGGUUUAGAGGCAGCUGUUAAGUCUACCCGUCUCUAUCAAGCUCGUCGUUUUUAUGAAAAUGCAAGACAGAAACAACCCCGUUCUAGAGAACCCUGUGAGACGUCGAAAUAUCAACAAAUAAAGGCUCUUAUUACUAAACAUGAAAUUACUCAUCCAAAUUUGUCUAAAGCCAUUAUUGCUACGGAUCUGACAGCUAUCCAUCUGACAAGACAUCAAGAAGAAGAAAAAAAUCUAUUAGAAGAAAGAAUUGUAGAUCUCAAACGGCGUGGUGUUAAUGUACUUUUUGGUGUUGAUGCUGAGCAAAUACAUCGAACAUUUAAAGGGAGAAGGUUUAAACGCAUCCAGUGGAAUUGUCCUUUUGGUGAAGCUACUGCAAGAGAGGAAUUUAAAAAUACCAUUCCUCGUUUUUUUCAAUCGUGCUCUAAAUUGCAAUUACCAGAUGAUAGGGUUCAUGUCACCUUAAUGCAAAAAAGUGGUGACUAUUGGAAGACGAGACAAAAAGAAAAUCCGAUUGUUCUUGGAUCAGCUGAAGCAGGGUAUCGUUUAAUCAGAAAGCGCAGCUUUCAAACAUAUGGCGAACAGCGCUAUCCUGGAUACAUACAUGUCAAGACAGGAACAACAGAAAAAUAUUCAAGCGGCGGAGAAGAACAGGAAUUUAUUUUUGAAAAAACAGAUAAAGAAUUUCGACGAGCAACUUUACAACGGGCCCGCAAGUUAAUGGAUCCUCACAAAAAGAAAUAUGACAUUAAGACAGAUAACAGAGAUGAACAGAAUCUUUCACUUGAAGAGUGUUAUUUUGUAUGUAGCACAGAUGAAGACUCUUCAGACUAUUAUGGGUCUGAUUCCGAUGAAGACCUAUAG
This is a messenger RNA of Didymodactylos carnosus, 1624 nucleotides long. The record is from the annotation of a GenBank genome assembly. NCBI's taxonomy places the organism in Eukaryota, Metazoa, Rotifera, Eurotatoria, Philodinida, Philodinidae.